GCUGGGCUGACGGCUCACGGCUGGACUUCUCCACUAGAUGCACUAUAUAUACACUGUCCAUCUCACCAUAUGCACCAUCCCACUCCACCACAGCACCAACCUACCCAGCUCAGCACAACAGAAGAGACACAAGCACAGCUUGUCAGACCUGACAUCGGCUAAACACACCGGCCUCCAUCAUGAUGCGCACUGGAGUCCUGAUUGGACUUGUCCUGCUCUCCCUGCUCUCCUCAGGCCAAUCUGCAGAGGUGGAUCUGAAAACCCUGGCGGAAAUCACUAGAGUCUUUCAGACCAAGUAUCAACCAUCUGGACAGACCAACAGUGGCGUUGGUGUCCAGUAUGCUGUGGCCAUCAACGUCCCGGCAAACCAGUGUGGGGCCACAUUCAGUCAGAACUUCCUCAGCCAAGAGGACGAAAGAACGGUCAAGCGGGAACUCACGGCCAAGAAGCUCUACCAGGGGCCACAGAUGGUCGCUGCCACUCCAAAGGGUAAGAGUCACUCAUCUAAGAUCCACUCAGAGCGUGCCUUGCUCAUGUGCACUGACUUAGACCAAGCUGUCACUCCUGUGCAAAACCUGCUGAACAAGGACAAAGAUGGCUGUGUGGUGUUCUACACCUACAACUCCCCAUGUCUGGAGUACUGCCUGAACCCUGGAUUUGACGAGAACGAAAGGAACCGGGAGAAGGUCGGGAGAGAGAGGGCCGAGAGAAGGGGGGAAACGUACAACUUGCCUCCCGCUGUGGCAAGGUGCAUCCUGAACUCUCUCAGUAUGCUCUCCAACCACAAUGGUCCCAAGGCCUUCGUGUUCAGUCAGGUCUACAGGAAUGAUAUAAACAAGCCUGAGCUGGCAGCUGCCCUGAAGAAGGUUGCAGAGCAGGUUCCCCUCUACAAGUGUACCACCAACUCCUGUGUCAAGUGUCUGAACAAUAAUGAGAUCAACAACGAAUGCCUGUCUUAAGAGAUAAACAUUGCAAUUACUGUACGUUGAGAUUUUUUUAUUUUAAUGUUAAUGAUUACAAUCUUUUGACUUGAUUUACUAACCAAUUAAUACUUCCUAAAUGCUAACUGCUGUAACAAUUGUGAUUUGUAAUGUUUUAUUAGCAGUAAUACAAAUCUCAGCAACGAUUAAAGAUGUUUGUCUUUGUU
This is a messenger RNA of Alosa sapidissima (American shad), 1147 nucleotides long. RefSeq lists its product as uncharacterized. NCBI's taxonomy places the organism in Eukaryota, Metazoa, Chordata, Actinopteri, Clupeiformes, Clupeidae. The coding region runs from base 180 to 959 and encodes 259 amino acids. The record is from RefSeq and is a predicted model, not a curated record. The transcript is spliced from 3 exons.